This is a messenger RNA of Recurvomyces mirabilis, 999 nucleotides long. RefSeq lists its product as uncharacterized. Lineage: Eukaryota; Fungi; Ascomycota; Dothideomycetes; Mycosphaerellales; Teratosphaeriaceae. The record is from RefSeq and is a predicted model, not a curated record. Bases 1 to 999 code for a protein of 332 amino acids. The transcript has a single exon.
AUGGCCACUGCCCAUGUCUCGCGCAAACCAAUAUAUCUGGUUCUCGACUGGGAUAGCACUCUCACUACCGGAGACACUAUGUCACUCCUUGGCAACGUACCCAAAGUCCGAGGUCGUGGAAUGACACCAGCUACUGCAGAAUAUCCGGCAUGGGGCAGCUUCUUCAGUGCUUACAUUGAUGACUACAAAGCCCACAAAGCUGCACACUACCCGCAAUCUCAGGAGGCCUGCCAUGAAGAGUAUAGUCAAUGGUUGCAAAGCCUGGACGCUGUCGAGCUUGCUAGCUCGCGAAGAGUGUGCCAUUCGGGCUUCUUCACAAAUUCCAGAUCGCAGCAUGUCCGCGAUGUAGCAUCUGAUGCCCUCCUGUCCGGUCAAUUGGCUAUGCGCACUGGCUGGAAGGAUCUGUUUAGGUUGUUCUCACAUGACGAAAGUAUGCUAGCACCGACCAGUAGUGUAUCGAUUCUGAGCGUCAAUUUCAGCGCGACAUUUAUACGAUCAGCAUUGCGGUGUGCUGUGCCCGAGUCAGGUGCUGCGCCACGGCCCGAACAGAACGAUAUCGUGACAAUGGUCAAUGACAUGGUUAUCGAAGCGAACGAAAUCGACGGGCUAGACUCGCCCGAAGGCUCGUCCGGACGUCUCUACAGCAGCAUUCGUACAGCGCAGCACAAGCUGGCACGGGUUACGACGUUGCGCCAAGAACAUCAAGCUGAGCAGCCCAUCGUGGUUUACGUUGGUGACUCUGCUACGGACUAUGAGUGCUUGCGAGCAGCGGAUAUUGGUAUCUGGAUUUGCGACUGUACAGAGCGUGACCACCAAAAGAGGUUUGCAGAGGUCUUCAAACCUCUCAGUCUCGAUGUGUUUAGCCCUAUAGCCAUCGAGAGGUGGGAAAGCGAUCAUGUCCCGGGCAAGACAUGUCUUUGGACACCAGGCCUCGACCGCAUUGUGGAGCUUCUGAGUGAUCUGGGUAUGCAUACAUCUACACAAUCUAAUACAAAGUAG